AUGCGUAUCGGACCAUCAUUCGUUGCUCUGGCCCUCGGGGCUGGAUCGCCCAUCCUGAACAGUGGCUUGUUCGCUUCCGCCAGCCCCGUUCCCGCGGCGGUCGACACUAGCCCCGCUCCCAGCCCAAACCCUGGAGCGUCCAACGAUGGCACUUUCGCACCCACGUCUCCACAGUAUGCUAGCGCCAAUGAGCGUCACGUCCCUUCCACCGCUGCUCACGGCACCACGUUGCGCCUGACCCAGCGCGCGCUGGCCGGUCUCGGCAUCGACAACAACCGCGAGGACCCCCUUCUCACCGGAGACCUAGACCUUAGCGGUCAGUCCGACAAUGUUGCUGAUGCCCAGCUCAACCUCUGCGGCCUUCUUGGAAUCAACUGCAACGACAAGCCCACCGUCACUACCACCGCGACCGCUGUCGUGAAGAACCCCGCCAAGAAGCCGACCAAGUCGUCCUCGAAGCCCAAGAAACCUUCGACCACCAAGAAGACUACCCCAAAGAAGAGUGGCACGUCCGCCAAGAAGAUCACUGGUGGUAAGGUCCAGGUGAACGACAAGCACCACGCCGAUGGUGGAAGCGCCAAAGCCGGCAACGGUGGUCAAGCCAACGGCGGCAACUCCAACUGCUCCACUUCUGGAAGCCUGAUCGGUCUCAACGCUCUCAACUUCAACUCCUGCAACGGCGGUCAGGGCGGUGAUGCCAGUGGGGGCAACGCCACCGGCGGAUCCGGCGGCUCUACCAGCAACAACCUCCUGAAGCGCUCCACUUCUGCUUCGAUGAACAAGUCUGGUCUGGCAGCUGCUGAGCAAUUUGACAAGAAGAAGCCCGAGUCCACUUCGUCGAUCGCAGCACCCUCUGCCAGCUCCACGCCAUCGCCCAGGCCCAUCACCGAGCGCGACACCGACGCCGAGGUCACUCCAAACAGCUUCGACGCUGAGACCAUUGCCCAGCGUGACGUAACUGCUCAGGUCCAGAACGACGGUCUCAACUCUCAGAGCUUGCCCAACGAGUACAGCACCCCUCACCGUCAGCAGUAUUCGCCUCGCGACGUCUCCGCUUCGUCGACUCCAGAGGGGAUCCAGGCUGUGGCCACUCAGGAGCAGCAAGCUCGCGACGUCUUUGCUUCGUCGACCCCAGAAGGCAUUGAGGCUAUCGCUGCUCAGCAGCAGCAAGCUCGCGACAUCGCUGCCACCUCCACUCCCGAGAGCGUCCAAGCCAUCGCCACUCAGGAGAACAUGGCUCGUGGUAUCCUCGACAAGCCAGACCUUGGGCUGGCUCGCGAGGCAGCCUUCAAGAAGCUUCUGAACAACAAUCACAUUGGUCUUCGCGACAUCGCAGCUGCGCAAAACUCCCAGGGCAUUAGCGCAGAGGCUAACCGUAACGGCACUGACGAAGAGCCUACUCUUGGCGAUGACCUUCCCAGCGACGAUCAGCCCGAGGACGGUGAAGGUCAAGGUGACGAUGACGAUGCGGCUGCACCCACUUCAGAGCGUCGCGACUUCGACACUCACGCCACGUCAGACUCCUUCGACACUACCGCCACUGCUGACGAGCUUCAAGCUCGCGGACAUGGUCACGGACGUGGAGGUAACGGCAAGAGCGGCCACGGCGGUAAGGCCAACGGUGGUGCUUCUGACUCUCACGUGCACGCCAAGAAGUACGGCGUCCACGGCGCUGACGUGAGCUCGAACAACGGUGGACAUGGUGGAUCCGCCAAUGCUGGCAAGGCUACUGGCGGCAAAGGAGGUGCGACCAAGAAGCAGACGAGCAAGACCGGACACCGCGCUGCUCUUCACAAGGGUCCAAUCGUCAAAGUCACCCGCGACGUGGACGCUACCGCUAGCGAGGACGAUUUCGAAGCUGGUCUCGCUCAGCGUGACGUUACUUCUUUCGAAGCCAGCCACUCUCCUAGUGCUGAUGACUACUCGCUCGAGACUCGUGAGAGUCACGAGGUCUCUGCCGUCGACAGCCCUGAGGGAGUGCACGCCAUCGCGGGUCGCUCCACUGCCAUCGACUACACCUCUGAGGACCACGGAGUCAAGGCUGCUGAUCAAGCAACCGACUCUGCCGCUAACGUCGAGCGCCGCAGCAACGUCAGCACCGGUAUUCGUACUGGCGCCAACAAGAACGGUCGCGUGACCAUUGCCAAUGCUGGAAACGGAGGCAAUGCUCGUUCCGGCAACGGUGGUCAAGCCAACGGACAGGCCAACGGCAACGGAUCUCACAAUGGGGUUCAUUCCGGGUCUCGCAAAACCUCUUCGCACCCAGCGUCGAUCGGCAAGAGCACCAAGAAGGCCACCCAUAGCGCCAAGAAGAACACUUCUCACAUCGUUCACAAGACGGCUACUCGCAAGCCUUUGGCUACCGUCGGCGGUGACGACAGUCUGGUGGAGAUCGAUCUGCGUAUGCUCAGCGAGCUCUUGUCCGACGAGCAGUUCGACUUCCUGUCCAACUCUCGAAAGUCCAACAAGAAGUCUGUGCCAGCUAGCGUCAACGCGGGUGCAGGCCACGGCAUCGCUCACGCCAGUGGAUCUUCCAAUUACGUCGGCAACGGCAAUGGAAGCGGGGGUAACGGUGGCGACGCUCACUCUGGAAACGCUACCGGCGGUCGCGGCGGUGACGCCGUCGUCAACCAGAAUUAG
Ceraceosorus guamensis is the source of this 2640-nucleotide messenger RNA. RefSeq lists its product as hypothetical. The transcript is spliced from 4 exons. The coding region runs from base 1 to 2640 and encodes 879 amino acids. Lineage: Eukaryota; Fungi; Basidiomycota; Exobasidiomycetes; Ceraceosorales; Ceraceosoraceae. The record is from RefSeq and is a predicted model, not a curated record.